AUGACAUCGUCUGGAUUUGGACGUAAAUUGGUAAUAGCUGAAAUUGGUGGCCCCGGAAAUCUAUUCCCAGUAAGUCUUGCAAGCUGUAUGAAGACGCUAUCAAUGAGGUGCUUCAAUACCAAUAAGUCGGAAGAUCUCAUAUUUGAGGAAAUUUGUGAGAGCUGUGAAGCACCGUCGUCGUUUGUAUUUGGUCCAGGAGCCGGACCUUGGAAAGUCGUUGGAAGGAACUGUGAGAUGGUGGCUGAUGCAAAUUUCUCAUCUUCAAAGUUUAUUGCAAAGCUUCUGUACGCACUGGGAAAGGACAAUUUUCCAGAAGUCAUUCGCAAGGACUUGCCCAGCAUUAUGGCGAAAAGUGUGUUUCGGUGCCGGUAUUUUUAUGAUGUUGAAAGGAGAAGCGAAACUUCACGUGAUGCCCGACUUUCCCUGUUGCAACUUCAAAUUGAUAAGCAAUGGCUGCGUUUCUUCACAAUGAAAGCUCCGUUGGUAUGUGCGUCGGUUUUUCAUUCUUACGAUCCGGGCCAUAAGCUACGAAUGGAGCACACACACUGUUAUUCGAGCCAUGGAGAUGCAGGACACUACCAUUACGACACUACUCCGGAUACGGUUGUCUAUGAAGGUUAUUUCACAGCAGCAGAAAAGAUCUUCCGGUUUGAUGAGGUUUAG
Ostertagia ostertagi is the source of this 663-nucleotide messenger RNA. The record is from the annotation of a GenBank genome assembly. Lineage: Eukaryota; Metazoa; Nematoda; Chromadorea; Rhabditida; Trichostrongylidae.